Molecule: messenger RNA, 1434 nt
Organism: Cornus florida
Lineage: Eukaryota; Viridiplantae; Streptophyta; Magnoliopsida; Cornales; Cornaceae
Exons: 2
Coding region: 1-1434 (477 amino acids)
Source: RefSeq, a predicted model, not a curated record
AUGUUGGCACCAUUGAUACAUAUAUCCCAAGGGCAUCGAACAGCAUCAACAGGUAUCAUACCGCCAAGCACAACACUUGGCCUCACAAUCGGCAAUGUGCCAAAUCCUACUUUCGGCAUGCUGAUUGGUAAUCCACCAAUAUUAUCGGAUCUGCCGGCAGUAACUGCAGUGCUGGUGUAUCAGCCACCAGUGAAUAAUCAACAUAAUCAAAAUAUGCAGCGUCCAUAUGUGCAGCCGAUCCUUCUAGUGAGAGAUCAGCAAGAAGUGUUGGGUAACCAAAAUCCAGGUAGAAACGCAAGGAUCAAUAGGGCUCAGAUGUUGGCUUUAAUACAAGCUGAAUUGGCACAAGGUCGCAGACGUGCUCGGCCGGUAUAUAGAAAGCCUUAUCCUGAUUAUGUUGAUGCUCAUGAGUUGCCUAGAAAUUAUCGGUAUCUCGAUUUUUCUAUGUACUAUAGCGAAGAGAAUUUUUUUAUGGUGCAGCACAUUGCAAGGUUCACAGCACAAUGUCUUGAAACAGGUCCUAAUCCUUGGUUGAGGAUGAGGUUAUUCUCUAGCUCUCUUGCUAGGGCUGUAUUUGAAUGGUAUAGUAAUUUACUAGCAAAUUCUAUCCAGACAAGGGAUGAAAUGGAAGAAGCUUUUCAUACUCAAUUCUACCGAACAGAGAUAGAAGCUACGCUGGCAGACAUAUCUCGACUAUCUCAGUUGCCGAGCAAAUCGAUUGAAACUUUUGUUGCUAGGUUCAGAAAAGCUAAACUCAAAUGCAGAGUAAGUUUGCCAGAACCAGAAUAUAUCAAGUUGGCAUUAAAUGGUUUAGACAUUGAACAUCGCAAGAGGUUUGAUGGGGUUGAGUUUCAAGAUCUCUUUGAUUUAGUAGACAGGGCUUCUCAGUUUGAGGAGAUACUUAAAGAAGAGAAAGAGAGGAAGAAUUCCUCUAAGGGUACUUAUUAUAAGGACCCUAAUUAUGAGGUAUUCUCGGCAGAAGUUGGAGAUGAAUUAGAAGUUAACGUUGCUGAGGUCAAUAUCAAGAAGCCAUACAUCUGUGAGGCAUUGGUCAAAUCUAAGUCAAUCAUGGGGGGCAAUGCAACAUCAAUAUCGGCAGCAAGGAAAGGUCCUGCUGAUAUAGGGAAAAACUACUCGUUUGACUUAUCAAAAACAGAUCAAAUCUUUGAUCAUUUGAUGGCCGACAAAAUGAUCUCUUUGCCUAAAGGGCAUAAGAUUCCAUCAGCAAGUGACCUCAAGGGAAAAGAGUAUUGUAAGUAUCAUAACUCUUGGAACCAUGCUACUAAUGAUUGUAUUGUUCUACAAGGUAUAUUGCAGAAAUCUAUUGAUGAAGGUACUUUAAAAUUCCCAGAGAAAACUUCAGACACUAUGAAGGUGGAUAUUAAUCCGUUCCCUACAAUCAAGUCUACAAAUGUGAUAAGCUUAGCCAAGUGA